Diorhabda sublineata is the source of this 4104-nucleotide messenger RNA. RefSeq names its product mitogen-activated protein kinase kinase kinase 7-like. Gene Ontology annotation, molecular function: MAP kinase kinase kinase activity; ATP binding; magnesium ion binding. NCBI's taxonomy places the organism in Eukaryota, Metazoa, Arthropoda, Insecta, Coleoptera, Chrysomelidae. The record is from RefSeq and is a predicted model, not a curated record. Gene Ontology annotation, biological process: protein phosphorylation; JNK cascade; positive regulation of canonical NF-kappaB signal transduction. The transcript is spliced from 8 exons. Bases 155 to 1762 code for a protein of 535 amino acids.
GACAUUGACAGUAUGUCAACUUUGACGUUCAUCCUGACACUUGCUCCGAAAUUUAUAACCACUUUUGAUAAAAUUUUAUAAAUAUUUACGUGAAAUUAAUAGUAAUUCAAACAAAAUACUGCUUACUUCCAAAUAUGUGAUUAGUUUAUGUUCAAUGGCGUCUGCAGAUCUCUCAGAUAAUGAAAAUCAUCAAAUUGUAAGGGAAAUUGAUCACAAUGAAAUUGAGCAACUAGAGAUUGUAGGAGAAGGAAGUUUUGGUGUUGUUUAUAAAGGAAUAUGGAACAACACAUUUGUAGCUGUAAAAAACAUUACUCGAGAGGAAGAAAAAAAAGCUUUUCUUAUUGAAGUGAGACAACUGUCAAGGGUGGACCAUGAAAAUAUAGUAAAACUUUAUGGGGCUUGCACUAAAGGAGCUCAAUUCUGCCUUGUAAUGGAAUAUGCUGAAGGGGGAUCUUUAUUCAAUGUUUUGCAUCGUUCAAACUUACAUUAUACAAUUGCACAUGCUAUGUCAUGGGCAUAUCAGUGUUCAAAGGGUGUGGAGUAUUUACAUGCGAUGCAACCUAAGCCUUUAAUCCAUAGAGAUUUGAAACCACCGAAUUUGCUAUUAAUUAAUGGUGGUGUUCAUUUAAAGAUAUGUGAUUUUGGUACAGCUGCUGACAAAAGUACUUACAUGACUAAUAAUAAAGGUUCAGCCGCUUGGAUGGCACCUGAGGUGUUCACCUCUUCUAAUUACACUGAGAAAUGUGAUGUAUUCAGUUGGGGCAUUAUUUUAUGGGAAGUUCUUUCAAGGAAAAAACCUUUUUACAACCAAGGCGGUUCUGCAUUUAGUAUAAUGUGGGCCGUUCAUAAAGGAAAAAGGCCUCCUUUAUUACGAAACUGUCCACCUGUAAUCGAAAAUUUAAUGACGUCAUGCUGGGACCAGGAACCAACAAAUAGGCCAAGUAUGGAAGAGAUCGCCAGAAAAAUGGCUGUUAUAUGUUCAUUACUUCCUGGUGCAGAGAAAUCUAUCCAAACAUCAGCAUACAAUUGUGAAGAUGACGAGGACAUUGCCGAAGUCGAAGAAGAGGAAGAGCAAGAUGAAGAAUAUUUUGAUACAGAAAUAGAAGACAUUUUCAAAGUACCUAUGAAUACAAAUGGAGAUAAUGCCGUUUUGACACUACCUCAACCAAAUGCAGAUUUCUUGAAACCUCUGACUGUGGAAUGUGAUCCUAAAGCAUGGGAUCGAGAAUUGGAGAGGAGCUAUUACAUGCAAACUAUGGCUGGAUUUGAUAAAGCGAUUCCGAAAAAUGGCGAGGGUACAGCAAACACAAUACAAGCUGGUGUACAAAGCUCCACAGAAAAUCAACACACAAACCAAGACUUAAGCAAUAUGAAAGUACUUUUAGAUUCACUAGAUCCUCAUUUAAGACCGGCAACACCCGACCAUUCAGAUCCUAAAUCAGUAGCUUUGCUAGAGGAACACAUGAAACUGGCUGAAGAAUAUUGGAAGGUCCAAACAGAGCUAGUAUUAUUGACACAACAAAAAAAUAAAUUAUUGGCAGCCAAAGAAGAAGACGAAAGAAGAAAAAGGAAUCUUAAGGUUCUUCAAGAAGAAAAAGAGUCUUUGAUGGUCGCAAGAGACCUCUUGCAACAACAAAAAGAAUUAUCAUCAAGAGAUAUCUUGAGGCAACAAAAAGAUAGGCCAACGACUCCUUCAGGCAAUUCAUCGAGAAAUUCAAUAGAUAAUUGGGUGAUAGUACCAAGAGAAGGUCAACAAAGUUAGCGAAACCAUCAAUGUUGAUUUUUUUUAUUUGGUAUGUUCUAAUUUUAAAACGAUACUAUUUUUAUCGGGACACCAAAAUUGUCAAAAAUAUGAUAAACGGUUCUCCUCUAUACACACUCCAAUCCAUGAAAUCAAAUUUCUCAUAAACAGUUCAUUUUUAUUGAAGUUAUUUUUGGAGCUUAAAGUGUAGGGAUGAGCCUCCCCGAUUACUGUUUGUUUUGUAAAUUCAUUCAUACUACAUAUGAAUGUACAUAAUCUUCUAAUGUAUAGUCUAAAAAAUUGUUUUAAUCGUUAAACGUUAUUUGACCACUUCCACUAAGUCUCUUUGAAAUAAAUAUUAGGGGAGUUGUGUACAAGAUGGGUGCUGAAUAGGUUUUGACUGGGAAAAAUUUGUGCUAAAACCGAGAAAAUUUAUCAAUAGACUGUUUUAUUCAAGUACAUAACCUAUGUACGGAUAAUGCUAACGCAAUUAAUUUUCAAAAAAUUGUGAGUUUUCCGCUUUACCCUCACCUUUUGACUUUAUAAAUUUUCAGCCGGCACCAUGUCGAUAUUGAUUUUUCACAUCUUCAAUCUAACACCGUCAAACAUCCCUUAUAGUAUAAUUCUGAUCAUUAUUCAAUUGAAAACAACGAGUUACGUAAAACGAAUAUCAAACAUCAAUUUGAAGUAAUAUUUAUGCGAAUAAAGCUGAUUGUAAUGUAUUUACACUCAAAGAUUGCGGUUGACCAACUAUUGGUUUUUUUUUAUUAAAUAUUCUCAUCAAUCAAUUUCAAAUGAUGUAUAAUUUAAUAAAAUAACAUAUAGUUGCAUAAACAAUCGCACUAAAUUCGAUUGUAUAUAAUUGUGGCAUUUUUUAUAGUCGUCCCGGAACUAAUACAUUGUAUAUUCAUUAACCAUUGAUUUAAAUAAAAUAUCAUUGGAAAAACAGAUACAUACAAAAUCGAGAAGUGGAAUCCGAGACUGUGAUGAACGUAAUUUAUGUUAUUAGAAUAUUAGUGAGCAAGUUUUUGCCAAAAUAGUGGUAUAAAAAAAUAGAAUCAUUUGUAUUAAAAUACAAAGAGAAGAUAAGAUUAUAAAUUGUACAUUACCAAAUAAAAAAAUUAUUAUUAAUAGUUUAAAAUCUUGUAAUAUACAGUUUGUCCAUUUUAUCAAUAUAAAUUUUACAUAUAAUUGAAAAUGUAAAAUUCUCAUACAAUUUGAAAAAAUUUAUAUUGUAGGUGCAUUUUCAACUUUUAUUCAUUGCUUUGUUCAGUAGGAAAUAUAACAACACGCUCAAGUAAAGAAAUUUAGUCACGUUUAAAAACCUGAAACUCUAAAAUCCAUUCCUCUUAAUAAUACAAAAAUCAAUGUUUAUAACUUUUUUAUUUAAAAUUGAAUUUUUACUUCAUGUCUCCAUAAGUCGUCUUGUGCAUGACCUCUAAGUUCUUUACUACAGCUCUAAAGUCUAUUUAUCAAAGAGAUAUAGUAAACCGAAACAAUGAUCAGUGCGUAAUCAGCACGUGAACGACACUGGCGAAAUCGUUAUUGGUCCAAAUCAAUGGCACCAUAAUAUACCACAAAUAAAAAGUCGCGUUACAGGGGCGAUCGCCGCAUUGCUGAAGAAAUAAAGCGAUCUGGUGUAGUACGGGGACAGCAUCGUAUUAUCUUACUGCAGAGAUCACUUUUUGAAAAGAUACUUUAUUUGAUCAGCAAAAUGACACUAUUAACAAUUAAAAUUACAGUUUACAAUAUUGAUUAUUGAUCGGUCUUUUAUACAACAAAAAAUCAUUUUGACACACAUUCUUCAUGUCCACGUAGACUUAGAUGUUUACCGUAUUUUAUACGGGGAGUAAACAUUAUAUUUCAUUUAUUAAUUUUGUAUGACUGUCUAUUUAUAAAAUAUUAAUUGUUCCUUGCAUAACUGUCUUCUGCAAUUGAUAUUGGAAGAACUAGACAUGCUUGCCUUUAGCGUUUUCAACCCCGAUCACAUGCACUAUGCGUGAAUAAAACGUCGUGGGCAUUAAUUGGAACUCGAGAAAUAGAGAUAUUAUCAUUUUUGUACCAUAUAUUUUUAUAAAGUGGACAUUCUGUAUGAAAAUUGUAAGUAAUUACACCUUUCAUGAAGGUGUAUGUUUUAUAAGUAUAACAAAGUAUUUUAUUCUAUGAUACCGAGUGCCUUUUCUACUGUUUUUAAAUUUAUUGUAUAAUAGAAAUAUUCUACUGUGUAUGAUAAAAUGUGUAAAAAUGUAAAAAUACUUAACUAAUUUUAGCUUUAGGUGAUUUUAUUUAUUUUUUAGUUUAUAUUUUUAUUACACAUUUCAAUUAUUGUAAAUUCUGUAUUUUAUUAAAAAUGUAUAAAAGUG